Solanum dulcamara is the source of this 2146-nucleotide messenger RNA. RefSeq lists its product as uncharacterized. The coding region runs from base 105 to 1928 and encodes 607 amino acids. The transcript is spliced from 11 exons. The record is from RefSeq and is a predicted model, not a curated record. Lineage: Eukaryota; Viridiplantae; Streptophyta; Magnoliopsida; Solanales; Solanaceae.
CACUCAAGUCCCCAAUAUUUAACAAAUUUGUGAUCAGCAACCACAAUAGACAAAAGCUUCUAAUUAUCUCCACCCUGAAUUUCUCCUGCAGAACAAGGAUCGCCAUGGGAGAGAAUUCGAGCAGGAAGAAGAAAAGAAAACAAGAAGAAUCAGUCACUUCGUCGUCUGAAUCAUCUUCCCAAUCUGACUACGAAAUUGAUAGCUCCUCCGAGGAUGAAAAACGGCGGAAGCGUCGGCACAGACGGCGUCGCGAGGAGGAGAGGAGUCGGAGGAGCGAUAAGCAUAGGGAGAGGACGAAGAGAGAAAGGAAGCAUAUGAAGAGGCGGAAGCAUAGAGGCAGCAGCAGCAGUAGGAGAUCGAGACGAGAGGGCAAGAGGAAAUAUUCAGAUUCUGAUGAGUCGGACUCCAGUUCCGGGUCGGACUGUGAUGAUUCCCAGCUUGAGCGGCCAAGGGAGAGUCCUGAGAAUGUGGUCAAAGGCAUAUUACAGGAGUUCCCUACUGUAGCUAGUGAUUUGGAACAGCUUUUACAAAUGAUUGAUGAUGGACAAGCUGUAGAUAUAAGGGGUUUAUCUGAAAAAUUGUUGGUCAAGCGUCUGCGAAAGCUGUUCCUCUCCUUAAACCUUAAGGAAAUAGGUGAUCAUGUCUUUCUGUUACCAUCAAAAGCAUUUCCUACUUUGGAGACUGUAGGACCCUUAAUCCACUCCCAAGUGCAACUUCAAAGUCAGGAGUUUCAUCGGAAUGAUGAGCAGUCCAAGCCAUUGGAUUCAGGAGUUGGACAGGAAAAUUGUAAUGUCAAUUUGAGUUUGCCAACUGAUAAUGCUACCACUUACAAUGCUAAUUUAAGCUUUCCUGCCGAAGAAGAUACUGGCCCCCCAAAAAGGGUGAUUGGUCCUGCAAUGCCUUCUGCAGAACUACUUGCUGCCGCGGCUAAGUUGACUGAAGCACAAGCAGAGCUGAGGGAUGUUGAGCUGGAAGAAGAUACUGAAUUGUUUAUAGGACCUCCACCUCCUGCUUUGGUGACUGAGGUAGAAUCAGCAAACGAGGCUGAGCGUUUUGAAGAGGUUACAAGAAUCACAGGAGCAGAUGCAGACAACUCAUAUGAUGUUUUGGGUGUGAACAGAAAUAUGUUGAGUGAUAACAUGAAGAAAAGGUACUGGAAGUUGUCUCUUAUGGUGCAUCCUGAUAAGUGCACUCAUCCUGAAGCUCACCAAGCAUUCAUCAAGCUGAACAAAGCCUUUAAAGAUUUGCAAGAUCCAGAUAAAAGGAAAGUGUUGGAUGAGAAAAUAAAGCGCAAGGAAGAACAAGAGGAAAUUAAGGCAGAUUUGCAGGCUAUGUGUGAAGCUGCCCAAUGGAGACGUCUGCAAGGUAUCUCCAUGGAAGGUGAUGAUCUGCUGUUAGCAGAGAUGGAGGUCAAAGUUGCACCAAAAAGAGAUGAAUGGAUGACAACACUGCCUCCUGAAAGAAAAGCUGGCGUCGUGAGCAUGCACUCAACGACGAGCUUUAGCAAGAGCUCGAAAGAAGGCCGUGGUGAUACCAGUGCCUGGACAGACACCCCAUCAGAUCGAGCUCAGAAAGCCAAAAUGAAUUAUUUGGAAGCCUUCAAUGAGGCUUCAGCACUUGCUUCUAAAGAACAGCAAGAAAAGAGUAGAUCAAGUGUUGAUGCUGAACUGGUGGAACAGUAUAAUAAAGCGAGACGAUCAAAAUCUAUGGUAGAAAAGCACCAAGAGACUGCUCGGACCAAGUCAAAGAAAAAAUCUAAGCAGGAAUCAGUGAAAGAAGAAUGGCAAGGAAAUCAUCCAUGGAAACCUUGGGAUCGUGAGAAGGAUUUGACAGCCGGAAGGCAAAAUGCUAAGCUUGAUGCUGCGGACAUGUCUCAGGGUCUCACUUCCAGGUUUUCUUCUGGAUCCUUCCAAAGGAACUUCCUCUAGAAGAGUUGUGGUCAUCUUUGAUAUUUGAUUUGUAUUGGCCCUUAAUAUAUUUUAGCUUGAAAGAGAUAUCCUGAACGUGCAUCCUCAAGUAGAUCCAUCAAUUUUUCUUGAAGAGGUGUAUGUGUAACCAUUGAGCUGCAGCUGAUAAGUUGCAGAAUAAAAUUGUUGUUUUGAGUUUUCUUAUUUCUCUUUAAAGCAUCGAAUCUUAUCUUUGCGCA